Linderina pennispora is the source of this 1452-nucleotide messenger RNA. RefSeq lists its product as uncharacterized. Lineage: Eukaryota; Fungi; Kickxellomycota; Kickxellomycetes; Kickxellales; Kickxellaceae. Bases 85 to 1452 code for a protein of 455 amino acids. The transcript has 8 exons. The record is from RefSeq and is a predicted model, not a curated record.
UAUUGCCCAGUCCCUCCAUGCCUGACGAAAGCACAGACAAAGCUUGCUUUCUUCUCAUUUUCGUUCUAUAAUUCAUAGCUCAGCAUGCCGAGCGCGAUACUUUUCCAGCAGCUUUUCAUCGAUAUGCUAGUGGCCGAGCUGCUAACGCCAGCACGUCUGGGAGCACCUGCACCGACGCAACCCAGCCGCUGCGCUCCCUACAGCCUUUCGCUGGCGUCUGCCGCACAUGGGCGCGCGCGCUCCCACCACCUGCACAAGACGCUCUCUAUAAGCAUCCGCAAGCCGACAUCUUUGCAGCGCUCGCAGCACCUCUUCCAUGUGGCCAGCACUGCGCCUGGUCAUCUACGGGGUGUUACCGGCGCGGCACGUGCAAGGGCGUACCAACCUGCAUCUCGUAAAGCACCGCACACGAUGUGGCUGGAGAUUGACGCGAUGUCGGCCCAACAAUGGCCAUGCUGCUAUGUGCAUCACUCAGUGGGUGGCCAGUAUACGUGGAGCCGCAAUCAGACGAGCCGCGCCGAGCAGUUGUUUGAAACCGUGAAAAGGCAGCUGCCGGAGCCCAGCGACGACAUCUUCCCGAUCUACAACGGCUUCCGCAAGGUAAUGAUGGAACCGGCACUGACGGCGCUGACAUUGGAUAUCAACGGGCGAUUGCAUGACUUUGCAAUGCUGCCCCUUACGACCGCCGCAACGCUCAGGUCGUUGGUCCUGAAUAACAUCACCCUGAGUGGUUUCCUGAAUGCAUUUGUGGAGACCACGCACGCGCACCCUGAGUGCCUGGAUAUCCACUUGAUUCAUGUAAGCAGCCCAGCUCCAAAAACUCUCCUCGACCCGGCCAUUGGUCGGGCCGUAUCGCUUUUGCCGGCCUUCCACGCGUCGCCUCUGCAUACUCUGAGGUUACUCAACACCGACGCGUCGCUCUUGCCAUUCGACCAGCGCGAUUUCCCCAGGCUCUGCUCUCUGGAUGUCGCCCUGCGGUACCUGCCGAGUCAUGAAUUGCACACGCUGGAAGGUUUGCCGCAGGCGCUUCUCGCGCAUUCGAAUCUGCGGUAUUUGAGCACUGAGCUCAGCGCGACAGUCGCGUCUGAUGCAGCCACGGAAAUUACAUUGGCGUACCAGAUAGAUGCUGGCCGCAGCAGCCGGCGGCUAGCCCGGCGGGAGGUAGUUGAAAUGGUUGCAGGGGGGCUUGGGAGUACGCCAUUGAAUAUGCGGCUGCAAAGCUGGGCGUGGUGGCAGUGUGCUAUGCGAGGAUGUGCCUGCACGUGCUUUGCGGAGGCGGCGGAGGUGCUAAGAUUGGCAGCGCGCGUGCCAUCGCUGUUGUGCUUGGAGAUGGGCCAUGGGCGCUGCUGCGCGCCCGCUGGGCAUUUGCAGCAUCUAGAGAUCAAGAGCAUCUGUGUGUAUAAGGGCUGGCAACCAUUAUUCUCUGGAAUAUACUUUUUCCUAUCACGGUGA